Ceutorhynchus assimilis (cabbage seed weevil) is the source of this 1391-nucleotide messenger RNA. The record is from the annotation of a GenBank genome assembly. Lineage: Eukaryota; Metazoa; Arthropoda; Insecta; Coleoptera; Curculionidae.
ACAAACUGGUAUUUAGAAGUGCCAACGUUCUUCGUCGUUUAUAAAUUCAAUAGUUUAAUUUAAGCAGUGUUUAAAAGCUUUUAAUAAAUUGAAUGGCUCAUUGUUGAACAAUUCGAAAAUAAACAAUUUAAUUCCAUUAGAUUAUAACAAUGACUGAAGUGCCUGAUGUAGAGGAUAAUCAACCAAAAGUUAUUUAUAAAACUUUUUCAUUUUGUGGAAGCGGGGGCCCGGCCAGGGACAGACAAAAAUCGGUUGACACCGCCCCAUCGUCGCCCAUGAAGGAAGGACAAGCCUUUACUUUCGAUAAAACACCGGACAAGUUGGGGUUUCAUGGGUCACAAGAAGACGAGGAGCCCUAUUUUACGAAGCCCGUUGUUGACUACAAUAGGCCUAGAGCGAAUACAGUAUCUGAAGGAACCAACAUAACAACAUCUGUGACAACAGACACAAAAACUCCAACAGUGUUUCGCUGGGAAGGUGGUGGUAGAGACGUCUGUAUAUCAGGCACAUUUUCGAAUUGGGAAACCAUUCCUAUGGUUAAAAGCCAUGGUGAUUUUGUCACAAUUAUAGAUUUGCCAGAAGGAGAGCACGAGUAUCGCUACUUUGUAGAUGGUGAAUGGAAAAAUGAUCCUCAAAACAAAAUGGUCGAAGCCCAAACUGCAGGAGAGAAAAACAACAUGAUCUCCGUCAAGAAAUCAGAUUUUGAAGUGUUUCAAGCACUAGCCAAAGACCAGGAAAGUGCAAAAGAUGACUCGCAAAAAGAAUUCUCACAGGAAAUUCCAGUAUACAAACCUUGGGAGAAAAACAGUGGACCUCCAAUUCUACCUCCACAUUUGUUGCAAGUUAUUUUAAAUAAAGAUACCCCGUUAUCCUGUGAACCGACAUUAUUACCAGAACCAAACCAUGUCAUGUUGAACCAUCUGUAUGCUUUAUCCAUUAAGGAUGGAGUGAUGGUACUUAGUGCAACUCAUAGAUAUAGAAAGAAGUAUGUUACUACUCUUUUGUAUAAACCUAUUUAAUAAUUUUAAUUAAGUGUAUUUAUACAUGAUAGGCACUACAUAAUAUUUCUUUAGUUUUAUGUACUUAUUUCAAGGAAGCUAAAGGAUCUUUGUUAUAACAAUAGUCUUUCUCUUAUUGGGUUUUAUUUAAAAAAAAAUAGGUUGACAAACCAAAUAUUGAAAUAUAUGGUGUAAAUUUCAAAGCUUUAUUAGGUAGGUUCCUGGAUUUCUAAAAGUGGAGGUGUUUUUUUUUUUAAUAAAAAUAUGUAGUUUUUUUAACCAGGCAUUAGAAUUUUAGAUUAGUUUAAUUUAUUGUUUGUGAAUAUAAAUAAUAUUGCCUUGUUAUUGUAAAUAUUCGAUAUUUUUGCUGUAAAUUAUAUUUUUUAAGCAUCA